Porites evermanni is the source of this 351-nucleotide messenger RNA. Lineage: Eukaryota; Metazoa; Cnidaria; Anthozoa; Scleractinia; Poritidae. The record is from the annotation of a GenBank genome assembly.
AUGGGCGAUCAAGAUCCAUUACACAUUGCCGGAGACGGCCAAGAAGAUUCUCAGACAGAGUUUGACAUUCCGCAUUGGUUGAGCUGCGUUGUUCUGUUUUCCGCGAGUUCAUCGUUUUUCUUCUCACUGGUCUCCAACUCUAACUCCUACUUGACAAGCAACACCGGGUAUGCGCACGGAGGGGAUAUGUACUCACAUCAAGUCGAAGCACUUUACUUGAAAGAACUUCUUGAAAGUGGAACAACCGAUCUUUGGUUCGAUGAAUUAACAUUGGGCUACCCUUUAUUUCUUGCCUAUCACCCACUUCCCUGUCUGCUUAAUGCCAGUCUCAUGAUCUUAGGAGAAUCGUAA